CGGAACGUAAAGUACCCAAUUUUUCUUUCGUACAUCGUAUGUACUCCCUGUUUCAUUGCGUUUUUCUUGUUUGUAAAUAAUAACCGCUGGAAAUAGUACGUAAUGUGAAAUUACACGCAUUCCUCAGUCCAGUGGUCGUUACGUAAAAGGUAACCAUUGCCGUGCAAUUAGUUAAAUCGCCGUAAAACUCCUAACCUAUCGGUUGAUGUUUUGUUAAGGAGUAAAUGAACUAUGUGAUGUAAAAAUGCCGCCUUUUAGAAGAAAGAAGGCGUCUAAAUCCUUUCCAGUGAAGGUGUGUACAUUGGAUGCCGAAUUGGAAUUCAACCUUGAGUGGCGAGCAACAGGAAGGGAUUUGUUUGACCUAGUCUGCAGGACCAUAGGGCUGCGGGAAACAUGGUUCUUCGGGCUACAGUUCGAGGACACCAAACAUUUCAUAAGCUGGCUCAAAUUAGACAAAAGAGUACAAGACCAAUGUGUGUCCCAAAUGCCGGGCACACCGUUCAUGCUACUCUGCAAGCUCUACCCCGAGGAUGUGGCCGAGGAACUCAUCCAGGAGGUCACACAGCAUCUUCUGUUCCUGCAAGUCAAGCAGGCGAUCCUGAGCAUGGAUAUAUACUGCCCGCCGGAGGCGUCAGUGCUGCUUGCUAGCUAUGCUGUGCAGGCUAAGUAUGGAGACUACGACGAGACAGCCUCUAAGCCCGGAAUGCUGGCCAGUGAAGACCUACUGCCACAGCGGGUCAUUGACCAGUACCAGAUGACUCCGGAGAUGUGGGAAGAUCGGAUUAAAAUAUGGUACGCUGACCACAAGGGCAUGUCGCGGGACGAAGCUGAAAUGGAGUACCUGAAGAUAGCACAAGACUUGGAUAUGUACGGCGUCAACUAUUUCUCUAUCAAUAACAAGAAAGACACAGACCUCUACCUCGGCGUGACAGCACUAGGUCUCAACAUAUACGAGAAGGACAACAAGCUGAUGCCAAAAACGACAUUCCCCUGGUCUGAGAUAAAGCAUAUAUCGUUCGACGAUAAAAAGUUUAUCAUCAAGUUUGUCGACAAGGCGGCCAAUAACUUUAUAUUCUUCUCGCCUAAGGGAAUGAAUAAAUUGAUCCUUGACCUAUGUAUCGGAAAUCAUGAUCUAUACAUGCGCCGCCGAAAACCAGACACCAUGGAGGUCCAGCAGAUGAAAGCUCAGGCCAAAGAGGAGAAACAGCGCCGGCAAAUUGAGCGUAACAAGCUAGCGCGCGAGAAGCAACUACGGGAGGCUGCGGAAAGAGAGCGAGCCGCGAUGGAGCAGAGAUUAUUGCAAUAUCAGGAAGAGAUCCGGUUAGCCAACGAGGCACUGCGCCGUUCAGAAGAAACAGCAGAGCUAUUAGCGGAAAAGGGACGGGUGGCUGAAGAAGAAGCAUCUCUACUAGCACAGAAGGCGGCAGACGCUGAACGGGAUAACGCCCGGCUCAGGCUAUCUGCUAUACGGACCGAGGAGGAAAAGGUCCACCUAGAACGCAAGACUCGCGAAGCGGAAUUCCUCACGGCGCGUCUAGUCGAAGAGUCAGAAAAACGCGCCGCCGAAGCAGACAGACUAAAAGCGGAGCUGGUCGCAGCCAGAGUAGCUGAGAAACAGGCUAAGGAUAAGCUGUUGAACUUCCUUAGCAGAGCUGGUGCAGGGUCGCUACCGCCACCUACUGUUAAUUCAUCAAGCACAGUCCCAUCAAGCCUGUUCCCGUCAACUUGCUCCCUCCCCGCCGAGCUGGGGGAGCCCCCGGUGAACGGGGCCGCGGAGCCCGAGCUCAACUCGUGUCUGCUCGUGCCGGACGACUCGGACGACCCGCACAUACACCGCCUCUCCAGGGAGAUCGAGAAGGAGCGAGUGGAGUAUCUAGCAAAGUCGAAGCAUCUCCAGCAGCAACUAGAGUCGUUACGGUGCGAGUUCUCUGUACUACGGGUGGAGCGCGACGCGGCGACGCUUGACAGGAUACAUGAAGCGCAAGCAAAGGCGGGCGACACCAAAUACUCCACGCUCCGAAGGUUAAGGCAGGGCUCCACCAACACACGACUAGCGUUCUAUGAGGAGCUCUAAACACUUACACUCUUUGACGAAGGAGUUCACAGAACUGCGCUUAAUAGGGAGCAUGAACUGUAGGGGGCAGCACAGGAGCCCCCUGCUUAUUGGCGCGAAGUGUAAAUGUCAACACAUCCAGCGCCAAGAACCCGACUGUCGGGUACACUGUUCGUUGGGACUUCACGCUCCAUACGGAAAAGACGUGGCUACGCGCUACGAGCGUAACCCUUAGCACUUAGUGGCAAUGAAUGUGUUAAGCUUCCAAAGUGGCCCACAAGAUGUUAGAAUCUAUAAUACACAAGAAAACGUACGUGAAAUGUAGAGGGCAGCACUUUGGAGUCUAUGUACAGUUUAUGUUUCCGUUUGAGGCCACGAGAUGGCAGACCCUCCAACACGCACGGUCCCUAUACGGAAUCAGUUCGAUCCGGCUUUUCGGACCAGUCAGUAACUGUCACUGAUCAGAAAUGGCGUUUUUACUUUUGGAUUACGUCAAGAAGUGAUGUUGUCUAUUUGUCGGUCGCUAUUCGGUUACGCCGAUAGAUGGCGUUGGUAAAUUCUCACUUCUGUGUGUUACGCGGAGCGAUGACAUUGUAAAAAUCUUUGUUAGUGUUGGCACGUUACGUCGAAAGAUGGCAUUAGUGUCAGAAAACGUGGUAGAGUUUGUAGUCCAAAUUACCAUUAUCCUACAAACGUUAUUUAGGGAAUUAUUAUACUUCGUUUUUUUUAGCAUUAGAAAUAAGGUAAACAAUCUUGAUGUGUCUUUUUAUUGAAAAACACGUUUUUAAAAUAAGUCACGGCAAAUAUGUAACAAUUACGAAUCUAAUACGAUCAUUUUUAAUCUUCUGCUUUCAUAAGUAAGAGUUACUGAUUUUUAAAAAGCGUAUUUCAAUUAAAAUACAUGUCAAGAUCGCUUACCUUCUUGCAAGUUCUUUCUAAUGCUAAAAAAAAAUGAACUAUAGAAAGAGAAGAUAAUUAACGUAGUUGGGAUCAUACAAAGAUUUUAAAACAACAUUUGUCAAUUUUUCACUCCAGCCGGGCUAGCACAUGAUGGCGCGACAAUAUCUCGCGCCGAGACACACUACCCGUCCCUCUUUUAUUAACCUAUUUAGAAAAAGACUGGUAGUUUAUCUCGCCGCGAGAUACUGUCGCGCCAGUCAUGUGCUUGGCCUACUGUGGACAACAGUUAACCGCUUGUCUAACAAUAAGUAAUGAUUUCCUAACUCUAGUGAAUAGAAAAUGAGUACCUUUAUGUGGAUAAAGGCCUGUGCACACCGGCUUGCGUGUGCGUGCGCUAAAAUGUUGGAGCUGCACACGCACACGUCACGCAAGCGGUGUGCCGUCUCUCACAAGGGUCUGUAUACUACAACGACGGCGCGCGCGCACGUACACGUCACGCACACGCAGCCGGUGUGCAAAGGCCUUAAGGCUUCAAUCAGGGAGUUAGUAAUAGAGGCUUUGUAGCUCUUAAAUUUAGGCAUGUCCACAGGAGAGAUGCUAAUUUCUUUGUAUGAUCUAAUUACACUAUUUUUGAUUAGCGAUUUAGAUGCCUUUUAUAAAAUUAACAAUGUGCCUUAGAUAAUUUAACGUUGUGUGCGUAGCUGUACAAUAUUGGCCAAAAUCACGCACACAUACGUAUAUAUGACAAUAAAUGAAUAGAUUAUUAUAUUGUAUUAUACAUUUUUAUUGUUGAUCUCCUAUAUAAUCGACAAUGUUGCCAAAAUUUUUGACAUAAUCGACUCAGAAUAUUUUUUGUGCACAAAGUAUUUUUUUAUUUGCCCGCGAAUUGUAUAAUAACGUUCAUACGCUUUUUAUAAUCAAUUUAACAUAAUAAUUGUAAGUAUCAAUCGAGAUCUGGAUAGUUAUUUUACCAUUUUUAUAUACUAUAGCUAGACAAUAGGGUAUUUGGCUGUAUUUAAUAUACAUUAUUUUACAACAUGCAUGAAAUAAAGCACCAAAAGAUUAAUAGAGAAAAGUAGACAAGACGUUAUUUUUAGACAAAAUUUAUAGUUUAAAUCCCGUGUAAAACCAUAAUAAAAACCGGGCAAGUGCGAGUCGGACUCGCGCACGAAGGGUUCCGUACCAUAAUGCAAAAAAAGGCAAAAAAAAACGGUCACCCAUCCAAGUACUGACCCCGCCCGACGUUGCUUAACUUCGGUCAAAAAUCACGUUUGUUGUAUGGGAGUCCCACUUAAAUCAUUAUUUUAUUGUGUUUUUAGUAUUUGUUGUUAUAGCGACGACAGAAAUACAUCAUCUGUGAAAAUUUCAACUGUCUAGCUAUCACCGUUCGUGAGAUACAGCCUGGUGACAGACGGACGGACGGGCGGAUGGACGGACGGACGGACAGCAGAGUCUUAGUAAUAGGGGUCCCGUUUUACCCUUUGGGUACGGAACCCUAAAAAGUAGGUAAUUUGAUCGUGACGUCACAUGCUAGUGUUUACUUUAAGCCAUAGUCAAUUAUUGAUCACGCCACGUCAUUAUUAAUAACGCCACGUCAUUAUAAGUAGUUCAAAUGGGUCUCUAUUGUUUUCCAUAAAGUUUUAAGUCAUAAUGUAUUGUUUGUCCACAUUUUCGUUAGUCAUAAUUUGGUUUUUCUCAGAAACGCGUAAUUUUUCAGGACUGCCAUAAAACAAACCUAACCUAUCUAUAGGAUAACCUUUCGAAAAUCCAGAAAAGUUAACGGUUUCAUAAUUAUGACUAACGAUAAUCUGACAUUCAUUAUGACUUUCAAUAAUUAUGUCAAACAAAGGGAUCCGAGUUCAAAUAUUACCGGACCAAUUUUUUAUGUACCUUAUGUUUUAUUAGUUUAAGUCCAUUUUCAGCUGAUACCAUAUUCAUAGCGGCUGCUUGGUGCUAUUUCUUCGUCUUGAGUUCUAUCGUGCAAGAAGACGGGCCAAAGGUUGUCAGAAAUUACACAAAAUUGAACCCUAACACUUUGUAAUAAAGUUCAAAAUCAGGGUGGCAAUAUAAAUUAAACACCUCUGCCUUAUGGAGGCUUAACCCGUGUUCUACCUUUUAAAUUAAUCUAAGUCGAUUUUGAUAUGGUUUCAGCUGGUGAUGUUAGUAAUGUUAAACCCUAAAUGUUUCAUUUUUUUUAUUUUUCCAUAAGUAUAUCUUAACGGUUUUAACGUUCUCAUGUCAAUCUAAAAUGUCACCUACGCUCAUCGGAAUAAGUUACAAAUUGAAAUAUAAUAAAAACAUUAUGACAUGUCUUAUGUCCCAAACGAUAUGUUAUGUGUAGUAAAAGUACACAAUGUACAAAAUUGUAUGUGAUUUUGAACAAAACGAGUCUGGAAUGUUCUAUGUAGAGGUCUAAGGCCCGGUUGCACCAACCACAUUUAAUUGAUUUACGUCAAACAGCAGUGAAGUAUGUAAUUUCCCAUAUAAUGAAAUUUUGCGAACGCUUUAACUGUGAGUACUGUGACAGACGGGUUGGUGCUACCGACCCGACCCUUAGGCCCACUUGCACCAUUCCACUAACCCGGGGUUAACCGGUUAAACAUGGAGUAACCAUGGUUACCAGUACAAUUUGACACUGGGUUAACGGUUUAACCGGUUAAUCCCGGGUUAGUGGGAUGGUGCAAGUGCCGCUUAGACGGUUAUAACAUGGAUGGUGUUAUGCAGAAUAUAAGCACAUACUAUUUCAUGUUAAAAAAUAACAAUUUUGAAUAGGUUAGAAAGAUACGGCACCCAUUUUCAUCUCAUAUGACCGAAACUUAUUCAGGUCGUUAUUUGUCUAGACCAGCGGUCGGCAACCUUUUAGCAGCCAAGGGCCAAAUAGUAGUUAACGGAGGUGACGCGGGCCGAACGUUAUUAAUAUUUAUGACUUUAUACAAAAUAGCCAAGGCGGCUCUCGGGCCGCAAGUGAAAGGUUCACGAGCCGCAUGCGGCCCGCGGGCCGCAGGUUGCCUACCGCUGGUCUAGACAGUUGUUUUAAUUGAUGAAAAUAAUUAUUCGUAGUAAAAAAGUAAGUCCAUGUAUGUAGUUUUUUUUUAAUCUGUACCCAUAUGUUCUACGUAACACUGCCCCUAUUAUACUCAUGAACAUUGUACAUAACUUAAACCGCUUUGUGAUCAGAAUGAUAAUUAUGUUACAAUGUAUAAGUGCCUUAAUAUUUUAGAAGCCAUAUUUUGUAAAUAUAUUUAUAGAGUUUUUUA
Molecule: messenger RNA, 6210 nt
Organism: Cydia fagiglandana
Lineage: Eukaryota; Metazoa; Arthropoda; Insecta; Lepidoptera; Tortricidae
Gene: Mer
Product: merlin
Exons: 13
Coding region: 245-2074 (609 amino acids)
Biological process (GO): regulation of hippo signaling; regulation of organelle assembly; regulation of cell shape
Cellular component (GO): plasma membrane; cytoskeleton; filopodium
Molecular function (GO): integrin binding; actin binding
Source: RefSeq, a predicted model, not a curated record